This is a messenger RNA of Meira miltonrushii, 672 nucleotides long. RefSeq lists its product as uncharacterized. The transcript has a single exon. NCBI's taxonomy places the organism in Eukaryota, Fungi, Basidiomycota, Exobasidiomycetes, Exobasidiales, Brachybasidiaceae. Bases 1 to 672 code for a protein of 223 amino acids. The record is from RefSeq and is a predicted model, not a curated record.
AUGUCCAUGCUUACUCGGAAUAGCCUAUUUAGCUUCACAGUAAUUAUUUUGCUCGAUCUGAUUUCAGUUCACUGCUUUCCGACAGGUGAGAUACACUCUUCUAAUAAUGAAAAAGAAGGAAGUUGGUCGGACUUAAGUGAUAUUCUGGAGAUGAACCAUUUCGAUCCUAGUUGGCAAGACGAAGUUCAAAGCGGUAAACAACAAGUCACAGACACCCAAGCCAUGAAUGCUAGCCUGCAAGCUAAUGAAGAGAACAAAAGUAAACCUAGAAAGAGAAAAAGUCGCAGUACACCGGAAGCUAGAGAAAAGCAAAGAAUCUACAGUCAAAAAUUCAAAGAUUCCUUGAAAACGAAUCCUUUAAAACGAGUGAAGUUCAACGAAAUGAGAAUGGUUCAAGAAAGAAAGCGGGAAGCGAAUAAAAUGUCUAAGAUGACAGAUAACGAAAGAGAAAUAUACCUUUUACAUAAAAAACAGACUAGGUCGCAUUACAGAAUCUCAAGUAAAGAGAAAUACGGUGGAUUUUCUUCUUUAAAAAUGAAGCGAUUACAUGAUAUACGAAUAAAAAAGGGAGAGGGUACAGCUACUGAAGAUGAUCUGAAAUAUCUGCAAGAUCACAAUUUGGCAAAGAGAAAAAACUAUGCUGCUCAUAAACAAAGGCAACAAAAAGAUUGA